Molecule: messenger RNA, 1570 nt
Organism: Corticium candelabrum
Lineage: Eukaryota; Metazoa; Porifera; Homoscleromorpha; Homosclerophorida; Plakinidae
Exons: 2
Coding region: 790-1377 (195 amino acids)
Source: RefSeq, a predicted model, not a curated record
AGGAGUCUCUCUCCAUAUAAAGUGGAAUCUAGGUAAAAAAACUCAAGUGGGCUAAGAUUUGAUAUUCAAGAAAUGGGACGUCCCGUGAAGUACAUUUAUGCAUGCAGAUGCUUAUCUAGAGGCAGUUCAUCAGAAAUCUGUUGUGGAUCAAUUUUAUUUUCUAUUUAGGUAUAUACACCCCCUGUAAAUCUCUAUAACUAUAAAAAUCUGAUGUGUCUGUUUGCAUGUCUUUAUUAACUAUCAUCAAUCACGCCAAAACGGUCUGGCCAAUCGCCACCAAACCGUGCAUGAAGACUGCGUUCCAUACCACAAUGCAAACGCAUGCACGCUCGGGUGUUGAAUGUGUAUAUUUUCGCUUCAUUUUGUUUUAUUACCGUAAAGUCAGAAUUUACUUUUCAAGCUAAUUAACAUCUGUUGAAUACUUACACAUGUGCUUUAGGGAACACUUAUGAGGAAUUACUUUAGCUUUCUGGUUUAUGACAACAACGCAGCAAAAUAGAGGUUAGAUAAAGUAGACCAUAUUUCAGAAGCUCAUAUGAUUAUCAUGAUAAUCAGACAUGGAAUCAAUGGAGAGUAUAUUAUUCCUCAAGACACUCCAGACACUGACCGUGAUGGUCAAUCUGAUACUCAAAACCACAUGACUAAUGGUAAAGAAUAGAUAUGGUCAACUAAUGCUAGUUAUGUUACUUUACGAUUUGGAUCAUGUCAUUACGGCACUGGACGUCUUGCGCCAAAUCGAGCACGCAGACAUGACACAGACCCCGCAGGAGUGACGUUAUUUUGGCUUCCAUGAUUACAGAAAUUGAGCAGCCAUUGUCUAUUCUGUUUCCUGAUCGCCUUCAUCUAAAUAUGAGGAUGUUUGACAUAACGGAUUCUCGAGUCUGGUCAGCUAUGCCAAACUAUAGUGGAAUGGCAUUUGUAAACGUUAAACUCACUCGUAUAGCAAGAGUAAAAGAGCAAGAUCGAGAUUGUUACUAUCUGUGGGGCAUUACACGUCAAUUUCCGAUUGAUCCCAACAGGACAUAUGAAUUCAGUAUCUGGUUGCUGAGUACAGGCAAAGAUCUAAACAACUUCCUUGGCUUUCAAGUCUAUGACGUGGCAUUCAAUAUUCUUUAUGUUGACGGCUUAGACAAACCAUAUUUCAAAAGAAGCAAGAAUGAUACAGAAACGUGGACACGAUGGAGUGGAUUUGUACUUCCAGCCACAACUGAUCCUAACGAUAUUCCCAAAUAUUACAGCAACGGAGUAAGCUGGCGAUGGCCAUCGAAUUCUAAGUAUGCCCAGCUGAGGUUCGGCACUUGCUAUGGCGAUGGAGACAACUCAGGAAAGACUUACUUUGCUUACCCUCAGGUAGUAGACUUUGAUCUACAGCCAUAGACAAGAACAGUCAGACGUCGAUCAUGUUCUUCGUUCUUUCUCUCGAGUAUCAGUAAACCGUUUCGAUUGUGUUUGUACUGUGUGCCAUGAUGGAACAGUAAAAGCUGGCACGAUUAACAUUUGUAGCACGUGCCAUGACUUUGGUAUUGUUAUCAGUUUAUUGCAACAGCGCAAGUAUCACUGCACAUGUACG